This is a messenger RNA of Setaria italica (foxtail millet), 1316 nucleotides long. Its product is annotated as NDR1/HIN1-like protein 6. The transcript has a single exon. Gene Ontology annotation, cellular component: plasma membrane. The coding region runs from base 130 to 1011 and encodes 293 amino acids. The record is from RefSeq and is a predicted model, not a curated record. NCBI's taxonomy places the organism in Eukaryota, Viridiplantae, Streptophyta, Magnoliopsida, Poales, Poaceae.
CCAUUCAAGAACUCCACAGGACCACCACCAAGCCGCAGCCCGCAGCAGCACCACCACCAGCCGGGGCCGUCGAUCCAAUUUCCAAAGCCAGCCACCGCGCCUUCAGUGCUGUCUGCCACGGCGGCGCCAAUGGCCGACCGCGUCUACCCCGCCGCCAAGCCCAACCCGCCCCCGGCGGCGGCCGCGGCUGCCAACGGCGGCGGCGCGCCGGCGUCGUUCCCGGCGCCCAAGCCGCAGAUGUACCAGCGGCCCAUCUACCGGCCGCAGGCCCCGGCCAAGCGCCGGCGCGGGCGGUCCUGCCGGUGCAGCUUCUGCUGCUGCUUCUGCUGGGCGCUGCUGGUGGUGAUCCUCCUGGCGCUCGUCGCCGCCGCGGCGGGCGGCGCCUUCUACCUCCUGUACCGCCCGCAGCACCCUUCCUUCACCGUCUCCUCCGUCCGCCUCACCGCGCUCAACCUCACCUCCUCCGCCACCGCGCCCGUGCUCAGCGACGCCAUCACGCUCACCGUCACCGCCAGGAACCCCAACAAGAAGAUCGUCUACGUCUACGGCGACUUCACCCUCUCCGCGGCCACCUCCGCCAACGCCCUCCCGCUGGGCAGCGGCACGGUGCCCGGGUUCACGCACGCCGCCGGCAACACCACGGUGCUCACCGCCACCAUCGCCUCCACCGCGGCGACCGUGGACCCCACCGCCGCCGGCGACGUGAAGAAGUCGGGCGGGUUCUCGGUGGUCCUGGACGCCGACACGACCGCCGGCGCCCGGGUGGGCAGCAUCAAGACGAAGAAGAUCGGCAUCCAGGUGCACUGCGAGGGCAUCAAGGUGACCCCGCCGCCCCCGCCCCCGCCGGCGCCGAAGAAGGCCAAGGGCAGCAAGAACAGCACCGUCGCCCUCGCGCCGGCGCCGGCCCCGUCCGACGCCGACGCGACGACGACGGGCGCGACGACGGUGAGCACCGCGGCGCACUCGUGCAAGGUCAGAGUCCGCGUCAAGAUCUGGAAGUGGACUUUCUAGGUACGGACAGGGGAAACGUUAGGGGCCGGAGCGCAAGAAAUUUUCAGUAAAGGUUUUUUUUCGCUUUAAUAUACGUACUGCGAUAAUUUAUUUAUCAUUAUUAUAUUGGAGCAGACGAGCAGUCAGUACCCAGUAGGAACCCAUCCAUGCGUGCGUCGCGUCGGUGUAAAUUCCCCCAGGCAUCCUUUCCUUUUUCUUUUCUUGAAACAUAUUUUUUCUGCCAUUGAGUAGUGGGUGUAUAAUUGGAGAUCUGAUAUUGUACACUGUAUAAUUCGAAUGAAUUUAUUUUAAGUUUGCAAGUGGGC